Messenger RNA from Jatropha curcas, 2386 nucleotides. Its product is annotated as neurofilament heavy protein. NCBI's taxonomy places the organism in Eukaryota, Viridiplantae, Streptophyta, Magnoliopsida, Malpighiales, Euphorbiaceae. The record is from RefSeq and is a predicted model, not a curated record.
CACCGAAGGCAGAUUUUAAAAUCUCUUCUUGGGUAUCUCGCCAUUACCAAACUUCAACAAUCUCAUAACCGAUAACUCACGCUCCUUCUCUAAAACCCCUUCUCUUUCUCUCUUUUAUUUUCUCUAAGCAAUGGACGACACGGAGUCUGUGCAGAUCAACGCUGAAGAAGCAGAGAUUAAUGGAGAUGAGUUCUACGAGAAGAUUGAGGCCCCUAAGUUCGUGGACCUCAACGCACCCGAUCCCUACCACCAUGGCGAUGAUUGCUACUGGUUCUGCAUGCGAGUAGGAUGUGACCAAAAGCAUGAAGAAGAAAUGGAUUCUGAAACAAUCUACAAAAAUUUUCUCCUUCGGGUAAUGGCUGCAAGAAGUCCAAACAUUCGGCUUCGAAAAGCAUUGCAUAAAAAGGAUUCAAGUACUGAUCUGAAAUGUCCGCGGACAGUUCCUGCAAAACCUUCAAAGCCUAGAGUAUCGCGACUAGCGCUUAUUUCUUCAAUAUCUAAGAGAAUAGUUGAUCCCAAAGUGAAGGUCAAACCUCUUUCUAAGCAGAAUGCAACCCCAAAUGCAAAGGCAAAACAACAGCCUUCUAUUAUAGCCAAGGCUUUGACUACUCCACGAGCGAAAAAACAGCUGUCGAAUCCAGAAGCAUUUCGAAGUGUUAGGAACCCAAAGACAACUGCUACUGCAAUGCCAAAGAAUAGAGUAGUAGCAAAGACUUUGGUAUUUGAUUCGCCUAAGAAGUCGGUGAGAACAAAGAGUUCAUUAGAGUUGAAUACGCCGGUAAAGACAUUAUGUGCUGGAAUGAAGAAGCUUGAGAUCACUAGUGCGAAGAAACAAGUGUUGGGAUAUGAUAGACCUCUGCCUUGUGAUACUGCAGCUUCCAGAAAAAAAUUAAGAGGACGAGAGGUUAAGAGUAGAUUGUUUGAUGGGUUAAAUUUGCAAAAGCACAAGGGUCACGAAGCUAAAGCUUCUAAAAGUUUGAAGAAGAGUAACAAGGAAGAGACCUUACAAGAGAUUGAGGAGAAAAUGAAGAAUGAUGAUUCUCGGCGGGUGUGCUCUACUUCCAAGAGCGAUGAAGGAAAUGCUUCCAAAGACCCUGCAACGACUACAGAAGUCGUAAAAUCAUCAAUGGAUGAGAAUAGAGUUGAAGCUUUGUCAGACGCUGGCAGAAGUGAAUUGAGUUCGAGAAAUGAUGAUGAUGUUAAGAGAUUUCAAGCUUCUAAGGAAACCCUGGAGUUUGAUGAUAAAAGGCAUACUAUGAACUCUGAUGACAAGGAGAAUGAUGAUGAAGUCAUGGAAAGUGAUGACAAGGAAAAUGCUUCAGCUUCUGAUGAUAACAGAGAAUUGGAUAUCAAGACUGGACAAACAGAACAUAAAAUUCUUGGAAGGCAUGAUACUCCAAAGGACAGUCAAAAGAUAAGUAAGGCAAAGAGUAUGCAAUCUAAAGGUGCCUUAACUGCGGUUGCUACUGGUGGUCAAAGGCUUAAGCAUGAAAAACCUAAGCCUACAAAUCCAAAACCUUUUCGGCUAAGAACUGAUGAAAGGGGAAUUCUCAAGGAAGCUAAUCUGGAGAAGAAACUCUGUCCUGCACCACUUAGUGAGAUCACGCCAGUUCCUAAAGGAGGGAGCUCGCAAAAAAAAUAUCGAAGUGCCAUUCAAAGAAAUGAGAGGUGCCUUAAGCAAACUGAGAAUCAUAAUGACACAUAUGAAAGCAAGGAAAAGGAAACAAACAGAGCACAUAAGGAUCAUCAUCCUAAUAAUCGGAAUUUGAGUUUGAAGAUUUCGAAAGAAAAAAUAGGAAGAAAAAUAUCAACUCCGCAGAGACAUACAAUUUCUUCUCAGCAGAAACUUGUGGCUUCACAACAAGACUGCACCCAGGACAAAUCUACUCCAAAAUUGGGUAAGAGUUUGAAAAGGAUCAAAUCACCAUCAAGGAAACAACUAGCAAGGCCUCAAGAGGCACCACCAAAUGGAAAGGAAACGAUUUCUAUUAUGACCACUUGUAUACUUGGCACCAUAAAGGAAACAUCCCCUACCAUUUUGAAAACCAAGGAAACUAUGAAUCUAGGUGAAAGCGGUGCUUCUCCGGGAACCAAAGUUUCUGUUUCUCCUGCUUCCAGACCCUCAUUACAGGAGAAAAGGUUCGCAACCAUACCUAAGGAACCAAACUUUCAUAGCAUUCAUGUGCCAAGGAGCUGCACAAGAAGAGUGGCUUAAGUAAAUCCUCUGAAUUUGUAUUGUUGUUGUUGUCGUUCAAUUGAUUCAUUGAAUUAUUAUGUAUUCUUUCCUCGAAACGUAGCAAGUUUUGCAGCCAAAAUUGUUUAUAACAUUAGCUUCCUCGAUUAUUCAAUCAUUAAUGUAUAUUUUAUGUUGUUACUUUUUACUUCA